UGAACUCUAUGCUUGUAUUUUUGCCCAAUAGGCGCAACUUGAGAAGAUGAGGCGCCCUAAUAUUCAAGAUCGAACCAUCCCUAGGGCGAAAAGUUGGAGAGUCGAUAACCAACUCUCUUAAACCUCUAGAUUCAACACUGAUCAGCUUCGAGCCUUGGCACCCUUUCAGCUCAAGAAAUUCUAAAACAGGGCAGCCUCUCAAAAGUCUCUUCGACGCAGGAUUGAUCAACCGUGCAUAUCCAAUGCACAGUGUCUUCAGCGAAGACCAAUUCACGGCAUCCAUAAGCCAAAGAUUACAUCCAGACAAUUGCAAACUCAGAGAAGUGUUUCUUCCAUCCUUAGAAUGUCGGCAUCUGAUAUUACUUGGUGCAGCAAACCAUGAGGGAGUUCCCGUCGUAGCGAAAAUUAUCGAAAGUACACUGCGCUUGGAGAAGUUAUUCUUACAAAUAACUUGCACACCCAAUUCCGCGACUGAGUCCAAUGCGGAGAGUGUACGCUGUCACGACUUUGAUGGAGAAGAAUUUUGGAAUUCUGCAAAGUGGAAGAUCUACCAGUGUUUGAUGCAUCUCAAGCAUGUCCAGAUUGUUGAUCGCGGUGCCAAUUCGGUGGCAUGGGAACCUGUUCUUUCCCUGCUCAAGUUUCUCCUCCAGAAUGCACUCUGGCUGGACAAAAUAGUGAUCGAUAGUACUAAUUCCGAAUCGUCCCGAGCAGUUGAUCCAUGGGGGCUGCUUGAAGUGGCCCGGAUUCUUCUGUCGCACCCAAAGCGUUCUCUAAACGCGACGGUCAUUCUUAGGUAUCUUUCCCAAGGAUGUCCGUCUAAACGUGUGCGUAAAUCCUGAAUAUUUCAUCAAAACCGGCUACGGCUUUUCCUCCGUUUUGUACACGUACAUUUGCAGGAGAUGUGAUUGAAUGCAACGCUGGGGCAGAAAUUUGAAAUAAAACUUCCCUUUUCCGUUUGUUCAA
This is a messenger RNA of Syzygium oleosum, 963 nucleotides long. RefSeq lists its product as uncharacterized. Bases 243 to 839 code for a protein of 198 amino acids. The transcript has 2 exons. The record is from RefSeq and is a predicted model, not a curated record. Lineage: Eukaryota; Viridiplantae; Streptophyta; Magnoliopsida; Myrtales; Myrtaceae.